CCCUAUACUGUAAGUGGGACAAGCUUCAUGAUACCGUCAAACACAGCCCGUAUGACAUGCUCAAUUUCAACUUAUAAUUGAAACUACUUAAUUUCUCAAAUAAUUCAAAGCGAAUUAUAACCUCUAUAUUUGCAAUCAAGUUUCAUAUCGGGAAGUAUUUUCGUCUUAUAAUCAAAUUGAGAUAUCCCAAUCUAAAACAAUGGCUGGUGACCCCAACAAGAGGUCAUACCUCUCACUAAUACAAACAUUCGACAAUUUCCCAUAUGACAUUGUACCCUCAGAGGAAUAUUACCUCUUAUAUCUACCCAAUGACAAGCAACCACAUGGAUAUCUACUUCCCGAGACAGUCGAGAAGAUGCCCUGGACUUCGGACUUUCUAAUUGACCACACAAGCCACAAGAGAAGCGUCAACGUCAUAAACUCCUCGGACGGCAAAGACACAGCCAAUGCCAUCAAUGUGGCGUUCGCCAAGCUGAUCAAUAUAUGCAUCGAGAGAGACAUCUUCCACAUCAUAGCCGGGGUGCACAGCGAGCCUUUCUCCAUCGUUAGUGCACAGUAUCCCGUGCAUAUGGAGCGGUUCGCUUCUGCGCUUUUCGGUAUUACUAGUCGGGGCUCGUACAUAACGGCGUACACUAAGGCGGCCGAUGGUACACUGAAAUUAUGGAUUGGUAGGAGAGCAGCGCAUCUGUACACAAGCCCCGGCAUGCUCGAUGGAACGGUGGCGGGCGGGAUAAAAGCGGGCUCUACACCCCUCGAUACCGCCAUCCACGAAGCCGACGAAGAGGCUUCGCUGCCGGAAGCACUGGUGCGCAAGCAUAUACGGCCCGUCGGAGUGCUCACGUAUAUCAGUGUUACAGGCCCGGAGUUCCCAGGCGAGAAGGGUUUAGUUAUUCCGGAUGUGAUAUAUGUCCAUGACUUAGAGCUUCCCAGUGACGUUAUCCCGAAGCCAAAUGACGAUGAGGUGGAGACUUUCUACAGUAUGACGGUUGAGGAGGUGCAGAAGGCGUUGUUGAAUGGAGAGUUUAAACCGGAUACGGCGGCGGUGUUGAUUGACUUUUUUAUUCGGCAUGGGGUUAUAAAUCCGGAGAAUGAGAGGGAUUAUGUGGAGAUUAAUAUGCGGUUGCAUCGUCGAUUGCCGUUUAGAACGCCUUAGAAUUACGAGGAUGGGGGUUGAAGAACAGUGUUGAAAAAAUAGAGCGGCUUUACGGAUGACGAAAAGAUAUGCAGUUGUCUAGACAUAUUAGACACGGAGACUAGAGAGGGAUAUGCUUGCUGAAAUUAUUAGAAGCUCUGUUAAGAUUAUUGGCGGCCCGUCCCAACAUUAAGAAUUCAAGCCAAAAGUGUGGCAGAGUCACCUACGAUCCAACCGUAGAACUUACAGAGACAAAAACAAUCUACGGCGCACAUUUGACUACGAUGCAUCAGAGCCUGAAGUAUCACGAGAUAGAAGA
Messenger RNA from Hypoxylon trugodes, 1451 nucleotides. RefSeq names its product NUDIX hydrolase domain-like protein. NCBI's taxonomy places the organism in Eukaryota, Fungi, Ascomycota, Sordariomycetes, Xylariales, Hypoxylaceae. Gene Ontology annotation, molecular function: 8-oxo-dGDP phosphatase activity. Bases 200 to 1153 code for a protein of 317 amino acids. The transcript is spliced from 2 exons. The record is from RefSeq and is a predicted model, not a curated record.